AUGGAAGAUAUCAACUCAGGCCCAGGGACGAAUGCCAAUCCGAUCGUUUUUUUUGACAUAGCCCUAGGAGGCGAACCGCUAGGUCGCCUAAAAAUGGAGUUAUUCGCAGAUGUCACUCCUCGGACAGCCGAAAAUUUCCGCAGAUUCUGCACAGGUGAAAGCAAAAACUCCCAAGGAAAGCCACAAGGAUACAAGAACAGCAAGUUUCACCGAGUAAUCAAAGAUUUUAUGAUACAAGGAGGCGAUUUUGUCAAUGGAGAUGGAACAGGAUCUUGUACCAUUUAUGGCACUUCAAAUUUUCCAGAUGAGAACUUUGUUCUGAAGCACGACCGCGCAGGUCUCUUAAGCAUGGCUAACUCUGGGCCAAAUACAAAUGGUUGCCAGUUCUUCAUAACAACUACAGAGACCCCAUUCUUGAAUGGGAAGCAUGUCGUGUUUGGGCAGGUAGUGGAUGGCAUGGAUAUCGUGCGGAUGAUCGAGAAUACACGCACAAUUAGGGACAAACCAAGCCAAGAUGUGAUCAUUACACAAUGCGGAGAGAUGUGA
Messenger RNA from Aspergillus lentulus, 546 nucleotides. The record is from RefSeq and is a predicted model, not a curated record. NCBI's taxonomy places the organism in Eukaryota, Fungi, Ascomycota, Eurotiomycetes, Eurotiales, Aspergillaceae.